ACGAAUUGUUCAAUCAGAGCUGCUCAAUCGAGACCCAAUGGCGCGUCAAUGAUGGAGGGAAGCAUUAUAGCAACCAGCAAUAUCAGAGGAGUGCAGAAAACAACAUGGCGAAGAGAGGACUGGCAGUGCAGGAUCUGUCCAAAUUGGACGUCACUACCCUGACACCUCUGUCCCCGGAGGUCAUCUCCCGGCAAGCCACCAUCAACAUCGGCACCAUCGGACAUGUGGCACACGGGAAGUCAACAGUGGUGAAAGCCAUCAGUGGUGUGCAGACGGUGCGCUUCAAGAAUGAGCUUGAGCGCAACAUCACCAUCAAACUGGGCUAUGCCAAUGCCAAAAUAUACAAGGCGAAGGAUCCACGCGUCCCCAGGCCAUCGUCUUACAAGGCAUACGGGAGCAGCAAGGAGGACAACCCUGCUUGCGACUACCCGGGCUUUGAGAAUACAGACAUGGAGCUUGUCCGGCAUGUCUCCUUUGUGGACUGCCCAGGGCACGACAUUCUCAUGGCUACCAUGCUGAACGGAGCGGCUGUCAUGGACGGCGCUCUGCUGCUCAUUGCUGCCAAUGAGACCUGCCCGCAGCCGCAGACGAGCGAGCACUUGGCCGCGGUGGAGAUUAUGCGGCUGGAGCACAUCAUCAUCCUGCAGAACAAAAUUGACUUGAUCAGCGAGAGUGCUGCCCAGAAUCAGAACGACGCGAUCCAGGACUUCAUCAAGGGAACGAUUGCGGAGAAGGCGCCGGUGGUGCCCAUCAGCGCGCAGCUCAAGUACAACGUAGACGCGGUGUGCGAGUACAUCGUCAAGCGCAUUCCCGUCCCCGUGCGCGACUUUGUGUCCCCGCCGCAAAUGAUCGUCAUCCGCUCCUUUGACGUCAACAAGCCCGGCUCCGAGGUCAAUGAGCUGCGCGGCGGCGUCGCCGGCGGCUCCAUCCUGCAGGGAGUGCUGAGGAUGGGCCAGGAGAUCGAGGUGCGGCCUGGGAUCGUGAGCAAGGACUCUGAGGGGCGCUCCACGUGCACGCCCAUCUACUCGCGUAUCGUGUCCCUCUUCACUGAGCAGAACGAGCUCCAGUACGCCGUCCCCGGCGGCCUGAUCGGCGUCGGCACAACGGUCGACCCCACGCUAACGCGGGCGGAUCGGCUGGUGGGUCAAGUGCUGGGCGAGGUGGGAGCGCUGCCGGACGUGUACACAGAGCUGGAGGUCAAUUUCUUCCUGCUGCGGCGCCUGCUGGGAGUGCGCACACUGGGCGGUGAGAAGCAGGGCAAGGUCAGCAAGCUGGUGAAGAACGAGGUGCUCAUGCUCAACAUCGGUUCCAUGUGCACGGGCGCAUGCGUCGUUGCGGUGAAGGCUGAUUUGGCAAAGCUGAGGUUGACAUCGCCAGUCUGCACAAAGGAGCAGGAGAAGGUUGCGCUGAGUCGCAGGGUGGACAAGCACUGGCGCCUUAUUGGCUGGGGGCAGAUCCAGAAGGGACAGAAGAUGGACCUUCCCAAGCGCUCCUGA
Messenger RNA from Coccomyxa subellipsoidea C-169, 1496 nucleotides. RefSeq lists its product as hypothetical. The record is from RefSeq and is a predicted model, not a curated record. Gene Ontology annotation, molecular function: GTPase activity; tRNA binding; translation initiation factor activity. Gene Ontology annotation, biological process: formation of translation preinitiation complex; positive regulation of translational fidelity. Gene Ontology annotation, cellular component: eukaryotic translation initiation factor 2 complex; cytosol. NCBI's taxonomy places the organism in Eukaryota, Viridiplantae, Chlorophyta, Trebouxiophyceae, Coccomyxaceae. The transcript has 10 exons. The coding region runs from base 105 to 1496 and encodes 463 amino acids.